GUGAUGCCCAGUUUAAUGAGGCUAUGGGCUACCCCAUGGUUCAGCAGUGGAGAGUGAGGAGCAACCUGUACAAGGUCAAGCUCAGCGCCAUCACCUUGUCUACAGGUAUGGAGUGUCAAUUUACUGUCAUAUGUUUCCUGGUGAAACUAUUUUACAUGCUUACCACUACUAAACUAUAUCAUACCGUACUGAAAACACAUAUAGUAAAGUAUAUAGCAGUUACAAAACCAAUGUUUCGCUUCAGCUAGAACUACAACUCAAUUGGUUCCACAUUAUUUCCCCUCCACACGUCCAUGGUUCCCAGGCUUCUCCAAGGUUCUGAAGACACUGACUGCAGAGAGCACCAGAGAGGAGUUGCUGUCCUUCAUCCAGCAGUACGGCAGCCAUUACAUGUCUGAGGCCCUGUACGGCUCCGAGCUCAGCUGCACCAUCUACUUUCCCAGCAAGAAGGCCCAGCAGCAGCUCUGGCUGCAGUACCAGAAAGGUGAGCAGGGAAAGGGGGAAGCUGCAUGUAAUGCAGGUGUCCCGUCAGUCAUCAGUUUAGACCCAGGGAUCCAGGUGAGUGGACUAUCAAUAGACUUAAUUGGUCAAUUAAAUCCCAGACAAAAGAGCAAAAGUGGGGCUUAUUCAAUAUGGUGCAACAUUCAGGACUCC
Molecule: messenger RNA, 654 nt
Organism: Coregonus sp. 'balchen'
Lineage: Eukaryota; Metazoa; Chordata; Actinopteri; Salmoniformes; Salmonidae
Source: the annotation of a GenBank genome assembly